Messenger RNA from Hordeum vulgare subsp. vulgare (domesticated barley), 1359 nucleotides. Its product is annotated as auxin-responsive protein SAUR36-like. Gene Ontology annotation, biological process: response to auxin. The transcript has a single exon. The record is from RefSeq and is a predicted model, not a curated record. NCBI's taxonomy places the organism in Eukaryota, Viridiplantae, Streptophyta, Magnoliopsida, Poales, Poaceae. The coding region runs from base 360 to 926 and encodes 188 amino acids.
AAUUUUCUAGGGCUUUUUCUUGCUUUGAAUACUUACGUACAUCACUCACCUGAAUGAGUGAAUUACUACGCCAUGGCCAAAACAAAGCUAAAAUGACGCACAAAACGCUGGGAUUAAUCGCUCAUGAGUCCCACACGGGCGCGCGCCCACACGCACAGUGAUGCCCUUGCUCGGAGUCUGCUCUUCCCUCCCCUCUCGUCUCGGCUUCUCGCAUCGUCGUAUAUAAAACCUACCCGUUGUCAAGCUCGGCUCUCCUGCCAUUACACCGCCUAGCUAGCUUGCUUCAACACCUCACAUACACGCAGAACGCAGCACAGGAAAGCGGAGACCUUGGACCUCCUCGAGUUCUAGCCAGCUGCAUGAUGGCGAGGCGGCAGAGAGGAUUCCGGCUGGGCAGAAAGCUGCUCGGCCUCUGGCGCUGGGCGCUCUGCAACCGCCGGCGACGCCGCGGCGGCGGCUACGCCCGCCUGCAGCGGUGCCAGCUAGGGGCCGGCGCAAAGCCGUUCAACACGGCAGUCGGGAGCGCCAAGCAGCAGCAGCAGCAGCAGCUGGUGGUGUUGCCGCGGGAGCUGGACGAGCCCCGACGGCGGAUGCUGGGGUGGGGGCGGUCGCUGGCGCGGCGGAUGAGGCUCCUGCCGCGGCGGGGCGAGCGGCUGCUGGAGGAGGCCGGCGAGGCGACGACGCCCAAGGGGCAGGUGGCGGUGUACGUGGGCGGCGACGAGCCCGGCGGGGAGUCGAUGAGGUACGUGGUGCCGGUGGUCUACUUCAACCACCCGCUCUUCGGGGAGCUGCUGCGGGAGGCCGAGGAGGAGUUCGGCUUCGAGCACCCCGGCGGGAUCACCAUCCCGUGCGCGGCCACAAGGUUCGAGCGCGCCGCCGCCAUGGCCGCCGCCGGCGGCGGCAGGAAGGCGCCCGGCUGGUGGUAGCACGGCGCGCGCCUCCUGUACAGUACAUACAUACAUACAUACAUACACAUGCGUGCUCGAUUGAAUAGAUAGUUGGAUGGAUGUGUGUAAUUUUCUUUACCAGUUUGACUUUUCUUUUUGUGGGCUGCCUGCCUCUCUGUUUGUGGGCGCGCAUGCGAUGCGAUCAUGCGAGCUUAUUUUUUUCUUUUAGUUUUAGAGAAGAUGGAGGGAUGCCUCUAUAGCUCUAGUCGAACCUGUUCCCCAACUCCAACUUGCAUGCCCAUGCUGGACAUGGUGAUCCUGUGCUUCCUGUACGAUCCGGUGGCCGAUCUUAUUUUGGAUCGGAGGGAGUAGCAUUUAGUUUGCUGCAUGAUCGAUGGAUCAUGGUUGUCAAUUAACUUCCAUGAUGAAAUGUGGCCUGCCUAGCGUAAACGGAUGAAAUAUUCUUGGCCAA